UUCAUAUCCAUCAAGGGGAAAUUUGCGAACAACUCAGCUUCUGGGAAGUUGAUCAUUGACUCGAUCCCUUCAGGGCCCUUCCAAGCUGAAAUUCCGCUGCUGGGGAAAAUCGACAUUUCCUGCAAUGUGGACGUCCAGAUCGAACAUGGG
Paraglomus occultum is the source of this 150-nucleotide messenger RNA. The record is from the annotation of a GenBank genome assembly. NCBI's taxonomy places the organism in Eukaryota, Fungi, Glomeromycota, Glomeromycetes, Paraglomerales, Paraglomeraceae.